AUGGUGCCGCUGUCGACGAUGUUUCGAUUUUACGAGCCGGUGGACAUGGCGCUGCUCGCGGCCGGGGCGUUGUUCUCGGCGCUGGGCGGAGCGCUUUUCCCGGCCGUCAACGUGGCGUUCGGGAACAUGCUCGAUUCGACGGCGGUGGGGGACGUGGGAUCGAAGAUUAACAACGCGGUGAUCGCGAUGGAAAUCGUGGCGGUGUCUCUUGGAGUGAGCUUGACGCUCGGGUACUGGUUCACGUCGUGGGGGGCGGCGCGCGCGGCGAGAAAUAUGCGAAGCGCGUUCGUGCGAGCGAUGUUGGCGCAGGAUAUCAACUUUUUUGAAAGCAAAAAGGCCGGGGAAAUCGCGACUCUCACGGGGGCAACCGUGAACGACUUUCAAACGGGAAUGUCGAAGAAAUUUGCGGAGCUCAUUCAGAGUGGCUUCAGUAUGGCUGGUGGCUUUGGCGUCGGAUUUUACUUCAAUGCCGAAUUAUCCGGCGUGAUUCUCGCCACCGUUCCUCUUCUCGGUUUCGCGACGUUUUUUCUGAUUAAAUCGAUCCAGGAUAUGCAGAAAGGGAACGUGGAGUACGAAAGUGCUGCAGCCGUGGCGACGGAGACCAUCGGAGCCAUUCGCGUGACGAACGCGUUGAAUUAUCAAAACGUCGCGACGAAUCGCUUCAAGGCAAAUUUAGGCAAGGCGCAGCGACACGGCGCAAAGCAAAUUUGGAAAGCGUCUUUCGCGGGUGGGGGGCUCUUUGCUUCGAUGUUCAUCAUGUAUGCCUUAGGUUUGUGGUACGGUGCCAAGCUCAUCGCCGAUAGCGUUCUUGACUCGGCCGCAUCGCCAUGCCUGACGGGCGGUACCAUUGUGAUGGUCUUCUUUUCAAUCUUGUUCGGUGGCUUCGCCCUGGGACAGGCUGGUCCUGCGAUCGAGGCUCUAGCGAAAGCAAGGAUGGCCGCGUUUAAAAUCUACGGCGUCAUCGAUCGCAAACCUGAAAACGGAAUAGACACGCGUAAACCUACAGGCGUCGAUCCAAUCACGCCCAUGCGUGGUGAAAUAGUCUUCAAAGACGUUGACUUUGAGUACUCGCCACAGCGACCAGUGUUCAGCGGUCUCAAUCUCACCAUCGAGGGAGGUGCAGUGGUUGCGCUCGUCGGCGCUUCAGGAUGCGGUAAGAGUACGAUUACGAAGCUCGUCGAACGCUUUUACGACCCGAUGAGCGGUACCAUCUUUCUUGAUGGUGUCGACUUGCGAAAUAUUCGCAUCGAUAAAUUACGCGCGAAUAUUGGCAUCGUCUCUCAGGAACCACUUCUCUUUGAGGCAUCUAUCGCCGACAACAUCGCCGCCGGACGCCCUCAAGCGAUAGGUGGUUCGAAAGCUUCUAUGGACGAAAUCGUCGCUGCCGCCGAAGCAGCGUGCGCGCAUGAAUUCAUCAUGUCGUUUCCGAAUGGAUACAAUACCAUGGUCGGUGGGAAGAACUCCAAACUAUCUGGAGGACAAAAGCAACGCAUCGCCAUCGCCCGCGCCGCGCUGCGCAACCCGGCAAUAUUGAUUCUCGACGAGGCGACUUCAGCGCUCGACACCGAAAAUGAGAUGCUUGUGCAAGACGCUCUCGAUGGAUUAGUGCACUCUGUCGCUGGUGGGCAACGCACUACCAUCGUCAUCGCACACAGAUUGACAACAGUUCGUGACGCCAACAAGAUCGUCGUGCUUGGCAGCAAGGAUGCCGCCGCUGGGUUGGCGGGUGGUGGUGGUGGUGCACAUGGCUCAAUUGUUCUCGAACAGGGCACGCACGACGAGCUCAUGGCGCUCGGCUCAAAGGGCAUGUACAGAAACCUGGUUGGGUUGACCAAGGAUGAUGGCUCUAAGCGCGUCAAGCGAUCUGCGUCACUCUCCUCCUUUCAGUCAGUGCGUCGCGAAACGAGCGAAUUCGGCGAAGAAUUCACAAAGAAAGACGUUCAAGUUACGGCAAAUAAGCCGACCGAGGUGUACAAAGUGAGCGCGGCGCGCGUGUGGAAGUACAGCAAGGAGGACGUUCCUUUGCUCAUCACUGGCAUGUUCUUCGCCAUCGCGAAUGGCUGCGUCAUGCCAUCCGUCGCCUUCGUCUUCGCCGAGCUGUUGACUGUCUUUUACAUGGAUGACAUUACUUACAUGCGAGAAAGAUCCGCUGUUCUUUCGGGUGCGAUGGGUGCCGUCGCCGUCGGAGCGUUUUUGGUAAUGGGAACGCAAGGGGGUAUUUUUGGUAACAUCGGCGAGCGUCUCACGACGCGUUUACGCAUUCACUUAUUCAGAUCAAUCAUGCGCCAAGAUGUUGCCUUCUUUGACGAGAAGGAGAACACCGUUGGCGCGUUGACGACACUUCUCCAAGCCGACACGACAAAAGUUCGCACUAUGACGGGUCAAAGUUUUGGAAGCGUGAUUCAAGCCGCCGCCGCGCUUACGUUUGGUCUCACUGUGAGCCUCACAGCGUCGUGGAAGUACGGUCUCGUGCUGCUUGCAUGCGUUCCCGUUUUGAGUAUCGGUGAAAUGCUGAAUAUGAAAAAUCUUGCUGAUAGCACGUCGCUGGACGAAACCGUCGCCGAAGGUUCCGCUCGGGUGUCCGAGACGGUGACGAUGAUUAAAGACGUACACGCCUUCGGUCUUGAGGAUAAAAUGGCGGAGAAUUACGAUGCAGCUAUAUCGACGACGACGGCGGAAGAGCGACGCAAGGCUUUGCGCACUGGUGGUUCGUUUGGCCUCGCGCAAGCUUUGACGAUGGGCUUCUACGGGUUCGCCUUUUGGUGGGGUGGGCAGUUGAUCGGCAAAGGAGAGCUCACUUUCAUGGAUUUCAUGAAGUCGCUUUGGGCGCUGGGCUUCUGCGCUGCAGGCGCGGGGCAAGCGGCUACUUUUGCCGGCGAUAAUCGCGAUGGCACGGCAUCGGCCGGGCGUAUUUUCAAGAUGAUCGAUCGCGUGCCGCCGGUGAACGCGCAACCGUUCAUUCAAUUUGGCAAAGUCAUCGACAACUUGAAGGGAAAGAUCGAGUUCAAGGGCGUGUUCUUUAGCUACCCAACUCGUGAUGCGCCAGUUCUUGGGGGAUUGGACCUCCAAGUGAAUCCGGGGCAGACUGUGGCGCUGAUCGGGCAAUCAGGAAGCGGUAAGUCGACGGCGAUUCAACUCCUCGAACGGUUUUAUGAAAUCGUUCGCGUCACGGGUAAGAUUUACAUCGAUGGCGUCGAUCUCUCUGAGUUAGACUUGAUGUGGUUCAGAAGCAAUGUGGGUUUAGUCGAGCAAGAACCGACGCUCUUUUCAGGAAGCGUGCACGAUAACAUCGCGGCGGGCAUGCCCGGCGGCAUCGCAACUCGCGACCAAGUCAUCGCUGCGGCGAAAACAGCCAAUGCACACGAAUUCAUCGUUCGCAUGCCCGACGGUUACGAUUCCGACGUCGGCAUCGGUGGUGGCCGUGUCUCUGGGGGCCAAAAGCAGCGCAUCUCCAUCGCGCGUGCCAUCGUCAACGAUCCCCGCAUCUUACUCCUCGACGAAGCUACCUCGGCGCUCGAUAACGAGUCAGAACGUCUCGUUCAAGCCGCUCUUGACGGUUUACUCGCCGACGGCAGCAAGCGCUCGACAAUCGUCAUCGCCCAUCGCCUGUCGACGAUUCGAAACGCCGACAAGAUUUUCCUGCUCGAAAAUGUCGACAACGCCGGCGGCGUCGUCGCCGAGAGCGGCACUCACGCCGAGCUCAUCCGCGCCGGCGGCAAAUAUAAAGCAUUGACGUCUGCAUACGACCAGUGAUCGUGUCUUGUAAAUCACGCAC
This is a messenger RNA of Ostreococcus lucimarinus CCE9901, 3775 nucleotides long. Its product is annotated as ABC(ABCB) family transporter: multidrug (P-glycoprotein-like protein) (ABCB). Gene Ontology annotation, cellular component: membrane. Gene Ontology annotation, molecular function: ATP binding; ABC-type transporter activity; ATP hydrolysis activity. NCBI's taxonomy places the organism in Eukaryota, Viridiplantae, Chlorophyta, Mamiellophyceae, Mamiellales, Bathycoccaceae. Bases 1 to 3753 code for a protein of 1250 amino acids. The record is from RefSeq and is a predicted model, not a curated record. The transcript is spliced from 4 exons. Gene Ontology annotation, biological process: transmembrane transport.